AUGCGCAAGUCCGAUGCCGUCGUGGCCCUGGCCUCGGCCGGGGCCGCCUCUGCGCUCAUCAUCCCGCUCGCUAACAACCUGCUCGGGCCGUUGGUUCGCACCUCCACCAUCGCCGGCACCACGUACCCGGGCCUCGAGAUCAAGGUCUCCAUCCCGCCGAUAGGCAUCCAGCCCAUCGCGAUCCCGGUCAUCAACUUGCCCCCGGUCGCCGUGCCGUCCGUCACGGCACCCUCGGUGGCCCUUCCUUCGGUGGCCCUUCCGUCUAUCGCGAUCCCCUCGCUCAACCUGCCGUCUGUCACGCUGCCGUCCAUUGCGAUCCCUUCCAUCGCUAUCACUGCCGGCCCUCUCAUUGCCGUCCAUCGCACUUCCUUCUCUCUCGAUCCCGUCCCUGGCGGUCCCGUCGAUUGCAGUCCCUUCAAUCUCUCUGCCGGCUCUUUCGCUCCCGUCUCUGGCGGUCCCGUCGAUUGCAGUUCCGACGCUCCCUUCGAUCGCAGUUCCAUCACUGUCGAUCCCGGCACUCUCAUUGCCUUCUAUCGCAGUCCCGUCUCUGUCGGUCCCCUCCGUGGCAUUGCCCUCGAUUGCUCUGCCAUCGCUGUCAAUUCCGUCGAUUGCACUCCCGGCCAUCUCGCUCCCGUCUGUGGCAGUCCCGUCCAUUGCGGUCCCGACUCUUCCGUCGAUUGCGGUUCCGACGCUCCCCUCUAUCGGGCUCCCGCCUCUCUCGGUUCCUUCGAUUGCGCUUCCAUCGCUAUCGAUCCCGUCGAUUGCACUCCCGGCCAUCUCGCUCCCGUCUGUGGCAGUCCCGUCGAUUGCAGUUCCGACGCUCCCCUCGAUCGGGCUCCCGCCUCUCUCGGUUCCGUCGGUGGCGUUGCCUUCGAUUGCGCUUCCAUCGCUGUCAGUGCCGGCACUCUCAUUGCCCUCGAUUGCUCUGCCAUCGCUCUCGAUCCCGUCAAUUGCACUCCCGGCACUUUCGCUCCCGAGUGUGGCAGUCCCGUCAAUUGCAGUCCCGACGCUCCCUUCGAUUGGACUCCCGCCUCUCUCGGUUCCGUCGGUGGCGUUGCCUUCGCUUGCGCUCCCAUCGUUGUCGAUUCCGUCAAUCGGGCUUCCGGCACUUUCGCUCCCGAGUAUGGGGCUUCCGGCUCCGUCUGCGGGGUCGCCGUCCGGCGGCGGUGGAUCUGGCGGCGGUGCCCCACCUUUCGGCCUGCCGUCGAUCGCACUUCCGGCCAUCUCGCUCCCGUCUCUGGCGGUUCCUUCGAUCGCCGUGCCCACGUUGCCUUCGAUUGCCCUUCCGGCUAUCUCGCUCCCGUCUCUGGCGGUCCCGUCGAUUGCAGUUCCGACGCUCCCCUCUAUCGGACUCCCGCCUCUGUCGGUCCCCUCCGUGGCAUUGCCUUCUCUUGCGCUCCCAUCGCUGUCAAUCCCGUCGAUUGCGCUCCCGGCCAUCUCGCUACCGGCUCUUUCGCUCCCGUCCCUGGCGGUUCCUUCGAUUGCGGUUCCCACGCUCCCAUCUGUUGGGCUGCCACCCCUUUCGAUUCCGUCCCUGGCGCUCCCUUCGAUUGCCUUGCCGGCUCUCUCGGUCCCGUCUCUGGCGGUCCCCUCAGUCGCAGUGCCCACACUUCCUUCCAUUGCACUGCCAGCCAUUUCGCUUCCGUCACUGGCGAUCCCCUCGGUUGCAGUCCCCACGCUUCCUUCUAUUGGGCUGCCACCUCUUUCGAUCCCGUCCGUGGCUGUCCCUUCGAUUGCUCUGCCGGCCAUUUCGCUUCCCUCUCUGGCGAUCCCUUCGGUUGCAGUUCCUUCGAUCUCCUUGCCGGCGCUUUCGCUCCCAUCCCUGGCGGUCCCUUCAGUUGCAGUCCCAACGCUUCCGUCUAUUGGACUGCCACCUCUGUCUCUCCCGUCCCUGGCGAUCCCUUCGAUUGCUCUGCCGGCUCUUUCUCUUCCGUCUCUGGCGGUUCCCUCGGUUGCAGUCCCCACGCUUCCGUCCAUCGCAUUGCCGGCUCUCUCGAUCCCGUCACUGGCGAUCCCGUCGAUUGCUCUGCCUGCGAUCUCCUUGCCGGCACUUUCGCUCCCCUCCGUGGCAGUUCCAUCGGUUGCAGUCCCAACGCUUCCGUCCAUUGCACUUCCGGCUCUCUCGCUUCCGUCCCUGGCAAUCCCCUCGAUUUCUCUGCCGGCUCUUUCGCUCCCAUCCUUGGCGGUUCCCUCGGCGGCAGUUCCUACGCUUCCCUCAAUCGCACUUCCGGCCAUCUCGCUUCCUUCCCUGGCAAUUCCUUCGAUUGCGGUUCCCACGCUGCCCUCGAUCGGGCUCCCGCCUCUCUCAAUCCCCUCAUUGGCGUUCCCGUCUGUUGCGGUUCCCUCGCUGCCUUCCAUUGGACUGCCCCCGCUCUCGAUCCCGUCUGUGGCACUUCCGUCCAUCGGACUCCCGCCUCUUUCGGUCCCAUCGGCUGCGGUUCCUACGCUUCCGUCCAUCGCCCUGCCGGCUCUCUCGAUCCCGUCCCUGGCGGUCCCCUCGAUUGCUCUGCCUGCGAUCUCUCUGCCGGCUCUCUCGCUUCCGUCUCUGGCGGUCCCGUCGAUUGCAGUCCCGACGCUCCCCUCGAUCGCGCUCCCGGCUCUCUCGGUGCCGUCUGUAGCAUGCCUUCUGUUACGCUCCCGGCUCUCUCGAUCCCUUCGAUUGCGUUGCCUUCGCUCUCCCUGCCGGCUCUCUCGAUCCCGUCGUUGGCGUUCCCGUCCGUUGCGGUCCCCUCGCUGCCCUCCGUUGGUCUGCCCCCGCUUUCGAUCCCGACAGUCGCACUUCCGUCGAUCGCGCUUCCCGCUCUUUCGGUCCCGUCCCUCGCGGUUCCGUCGCUGCCCGCCCUAUCGAUCCCCUCGAUCGCGAUCCCGUCUAUCUCUCUGCCGGCGCUUUCGCUCCCCUCCGUGGCACUGCCGGCUCUGACAUUGCCUCCCGGCGGCCUUCCCUCGCUUGGACUCCCUCUUCCGUCUGGUGGCGGCGGACAGUCCGGCGGUGGUGGUCAGUCCGGAGGUGGUGGUAACGGGCCCGGCUUCCCGGCGUUGCCGUCUAUCGCGCUCCCCUCUCUGGCACUUCCGGCCCUCUCGCUGCCGUCGAUUGCAGUCCCGUCCAUCACGAUCCCCUCUGUAGGACUCCCUUCGAUUGCGGUGCCCUCAUUGCCAUCCGUUGGGCUCCCGCCGCUCUCGCUCCCGUCGGUUGCGGUGCCGUCUCUGCCGUCUCUGGCGCUGCCGGCUCUUUCGCUUCCUUCGCUUGCGAUCCCAUCUCUCUCUCUCCCGGCUCUGUCGCUGCCAUCGAUCGCGAUUCCUUCCAUCGCCGUGCCCUCUGCGCCGUCUGUUGGAAUCCCACCGCUUUCGCUCCCAUCGAUUGCUCUGCCGUCGAUCGCCGUUCCCACAUUGCCGUCUAUUGCGCUCCCGGCUCUCUCGAUCCCGUCGAUUGCGGUGCCCUCUGCGCCAUCCAUCGGACUCCCACCGCUGUCACUUCCGUCGAUUGCUCUGCCGUCGAUUGCCGUGCCUACAUUGCCUUCGAUUGCUCUCCCGGCUCUUUCGAUCCCAUCGAUUGCUCUUCCGUCAAUUGCGGUUCCCUCUGCGCCAUCCAUCGGGCUUCCGCCGCUCUCACUUCCGUCGAUCGCCGUGCCUACUUUGCCUUCGAUUGCCUUGCCAGCUAUCUCGCUCCCGGCUCUCUCGAUCCCAUCGAUUGCUCUGCCGUCGAUUGCGGUUCCUUCGGUGCCAUCUAUUGGACUGCCAGCGCUCUCACUUCCGUCGAUUGCUGUGCCGUCGAUUGCCGUGCCCACCUUGCCUUCGAUUGCUCUGCCGGCUAUCUCGCUCCCGGCUCUCUCGAUCCCGUCGGUUGCGGUGCCCUCUGCGCCAUCUGUUGGAGUCCCGCCGCUUUCGCUCCCAUCGAUCGCCCUGCCGUCGAUCGCCGUACCUACUUUGCCUUCGAUCGCCCUGCCGGCUAUUUCGCUCCCGGCUCUCUCAAUCCCAUCGAUUGCUCUUCCGUCGAUUGCCGUCCCCUCGGUGCCAUCCAUCGGACUCCCGCAGCUCUCACUUCCGUCGAUCGCCGUGCCUACGUUGCCUUCGAUUGCCCUUCCGGCCAUCUCGCUCCCGUCGAUUGCGGUCCCUUCUGCGCCAUCCGUUGGACUGCCGCCGCUCUCGCUUCCCUCGAUUGCCCUGCCAUCGAUCGCUGUGCCCACGUUGCCCUCGAUCGCUCUUCCGUCGAUCGCAGUCCCCUCGGUGCCAUCCAUCGGACUCCCGCAGCUCUCACUUCCGUCGAUCGCUGUGCCCACGUUGCCUUCGAUCGCCCUGCCGGCCAUCUCGCUCCCGUCUCUGGCGGUUCCUUCGAUCGCCGUGCCCACGUUGCCUUCGAUUGCCCUUCCGGCCAUCUCGCUCCCGUCCCUGGCGGUUCCUUCGAUCGCUGUGCCCACGCUUCCAUCUGUUGGACUGCCGCCUCUUUCGGUGCCAUCUCUGGCGCUCCCCUCGAUCGCUCUGCCUUCGAUUGCCCUGCCGGCUCUCUCCAUCCCCUCCAUUGCGAUCCCGUCCCUGGCGAUCCCGACAGUUGCAAUCCCCUCCCUGCCUUCGGUAGAAUUGCCUCCGCUCUCGCUCCCGACUGUGGCGGUUCCCUCAAUUGCUCUUCCGCCUCUGUCGCUGCCGUCCCUGGCGCUUCCGUCCAUCGCAAUCCCCUCGAUUGGGCUUCCGGCGUUCUCGGUCCCAUCCGGGGCCGUGCACACGGGAUUCCCGGGUCCGGCUGUCCCCACUGCGGGGCUUCCUUCGGUGGGUCUUCCGGCGCUUUCGCUGCCGCCUCUGUCGCUCCCCUCGAUCGCUCUGCCUUCGAUUGCCCUGCCGGCUCUCUCAAUCCCCUCCAUUGCGAUCCCGUCCCUGGCGAUCCCGACAGUGGCGAUUCCCUCGCUGCCUUCCAUUGGAUUGCCCCCGCUCUCGCUCCCGACUGUAGCGGUUCCCUCAAUUGCACUUCCGGCCCUGUCGCUGCCGUCCCUGGCCAUUCCCUCCGUGGCUGUCCCGACCCUGCCGUCUAUUGGAAUCCCGCCUCUCUCGCUCCCUUCGUUGGCGAUCCCCUCCGUAGCGGUCCCGACUCUGCCGUCGAUCGUCCUUCCGGCUAUCUCUCUGCCAUCUGUGGCGAUCCCCUCAGUAGCUGUCCCGACGCUCCCCUCGUUGGCGAUCCCCUCGUUGGCUAUUCCGACGCUGCCGUCUAUUGGACUUCCCCCUCUCUCGGUCCCCUCGUUGGCGAUCCCUUCCAUUGAGCUUCCGCCUCUUUCGUUGCCGUCUCUGGCGAUCCCCUCGGUAGCGGUCCCGACGCUGCCGUCGAUCGUCCUUCCGGCUAUCUCUUUGCCAUCUCUGGCGAUCCCCUCUGUUGCGGUCCCGACGCUUCCAUCUGUUGCGAUCCCUUCUCUGGCGAUCCCAACCCUGCCAUCUAUCGGCCUCCCGUCCAUCGCUAUUCCCUCUAUCGGUCUCCCUUCUAUUAACAUCCCUUCUAUUGCGAUUCCGUCUAUUGCAGUUCCAUCUCUGCCGUCGAUUGAUAUCCCCUCCGUCGUGGUCCCUUCUUUGGCCCUCCCGACGCUUCCUUCUAUCGCUAUACCCUCGCUCAGCAUCCCAUCCAUUGGCCUUCCUUCUAUUGCCCUUCCUUCUAUUGCUCUGCCCUCGCUCGCGAUUCCUUCCGUCGCCCUUCCCUCGGCCCCCUCCGCGGCGGUUCCGUCUCUCGCCCUCCCGUCCAUUGGCCUCCCUUCUAUCGCGCUCCCGUCCAUCCAGAUUCCCACGCUUCCCACGAUCGUCGUCCCGGCCGUCUCGGUCAGCAUCCCGGCCAUCGUGAUCCCGACCAUCCCGGUCAUCUCGAUCGGCCCAGGCGACGUUCCCAACAUCUACAUCUCGGGCAGCGCGAUCUCCAUCGGCGGCCUCCCGGGCUUGCCGACCCCCCCGGCCCAGCCGGUCCCGUCGCUUCCGUCGACGCCGACGCUCCCUAUCGUCACCAACCUGCUGGGCACACUCACCGGCAUCAGCUCCACGCUGUCGUCGAUCAGCAACAGCAUCGGCCAGAUCCUCACCCCGACUGUCAACAUCCUCGACCCCAACGUGCUCAGCCAGGUGGGUUCGAUUGUCACCAGCCUCGGAAGCAGCGGCCCCCUCUCGUUCGCCAUCAACGAAGCCAUCCUCCAGGCCCAGAGACUGCAAACCACGCUCUCGAUCGCCGAGUCCAUUCUCCUCGUUCGGAGGCUCAACAACGAGGUCGUCCAGGCUUUCUCUCAGCUCCUGCAGGCGCUCGAGGACCACCGGCUCCAGCUGGGACAGGCCUCGAGCUCGACGUCUACUACUCAGGACAGUUCCUACAGCCCCCCGGACCUGAUCAGGGGAAUCUUCAGCGGCUUGAACUUGAGCCUGCGGGGGCAGAUUUCCCUCAACGACCAGCUGGUCAAGGUGCUCGACCCCAGCGUCCAGGCCCCGGGCCAGGCGGUGUCCGAUGCGAUGAGAAACCUCCUCAGCAUCAGCCUCGACAUCUACAGGGCCUGA
Colletotrichum higginsianum IMI 349063 is the source of this 6507-nucleotide messenger RNA. Its product is annotated as PPE family protein. The coding region runs from base 1 to 6507 and encodes 2168 amino acids. Lineage: Eukaryota; Fungi; Ascomycota; Sordariomycetes; Glomerellales; Glomerellaceae. The record is from RefSeq and is a predicted model, not a curated record. The transcript has 3 exons.